Rubroshorea leprosula is the source of this 2532-nucleotide messenger RNA. The record is from the annotation of a GenBank genome assembly. NCBI's taxonomy places the organism in Eukaryota, Viridiplantae, Streptophyta, Magnoliopsida, Malvales, Dipterocarpaceae.
CUCUCAUGCCACUCUCCUCACCAUGUCUCCGCUUUCCCUCCUUUCCCUUUCCUUCCUCCUCCUCCUCCCCUUCUUUCUCCCCGUUUCCUCCUCUCAACCUCCCAAGGGUGUUUUGAUUGAUUGCGGUGCGACUGUUGGUUCUGUGAUUGGCGGCCGAGAAUGGCUUCCCGAUGGUGAUUAUGUCUCCGCUGGAGUUGGGAAGAACUUAACGAUUCCCGUCUUGGUACGUACUCUGUCCACCGUCCGAACUUUCCCUUUUCGGAAUAACGUCGGGCGAAAGUUCUGCUACGAUGUGCCGGUUUACCGCCAGGCGAGGUACAUGGUGAGGACCACUUACUUUUAUGGCGGGGUCAACGGCAGGAGUUCGCCGCCGGUGUUUGAUCAGAUUGUGGACGGAACGCUGUGGGGCGUGGUGAAUACGACGGAGGAUUAUAGGAAAGGCAACGCUUCUUACUAUGAAGGGGUUUUCAAACCUAAAGGGAAGUCCAUGAGCGUGUGUCUUGGGGUGAAUUCGCAUACGGAUUCAGAUCCAUUUAUUUCUGCCCUGGAGUUCGUGAUUUUGGGGGACUCAUUGUACAAUACCACCAAAUUUGAUGUUAAUGGUUUGAGUUUGGUUGCCAGGCAUAGUUUUGGAUACAGCGGACCAACUAUUAGAUACCCUGAUGAUCCUUUUGAUCGGUUUUGGGAGCAGUAUGGAGAAAAUAAUUAUGUUAUAGUAAGCAAUAGCCCUCCUAAUGUUUCUCGUUUUUGGAAUUGGCCCCCUUCAAAAGUGUUCGAAGCAGCACUUUCAACUGACCAACCACAAUCCUUGGAGUUGAGAUGGCCUCCGGUGUCCCUACAAAAUGCCUCAUACUACAUUGCUCUAUAUUUUGCUGAUACUGAAUCACGUCCAACCUCGACAAUGCUUGGCAUAAACAUAAAUAAUGUAACAUACUACCGCAAUUUGAAUGUGACACCUGCAGGAGCUGCUGUGUUUGCAACCAGUUGGCCUCUUAUUGGUAAUACAAAGAUAAUUUUGAGACCUACUUCCAAUUCAGAGAUUAGUCCUCUGAUCAAUGCAGGGGAGAUUUUUCAGGUUCUGGAACUUGGAGGAAGAACUCUAACCAAGGAUGUAAUAGCUUUAGAAGAAAUCAAAAAGAGUUUGCAAAACCCUCCCCUUGAUUGGAAUGGUGAUCCUUGCUUGCCCCGUCAGUACAGAUGGACUGGAGUUACAUGCUCUGAGGGCACCCGCAUCCGUGUCACUACGUUGAACCUGACUGGCCUGGGUCUUUUAGGAUCAGUAUCCCCGAAAAUUGGGAACUUAACUGCAUUAACUGGAAUUUGGCUGGGAAACAACAGAUUAUCAGGAAAAAUACCAGAUCUCAGUUCAUUAAAGAUGUUGGAGAUAUUGCAUUUGGAAGAUAAUAAACUUAGUGGAGAGAUCCCCUCAUCACUUGGAGAUAAUCAAAAGUUGCGUGAAAUGUAAGUCUUACUCUCAUAAGGAACUAUGCACCCUUUUACCUCUUUCAUAAUGCUUGCAGACCGCUUCUUUUAUGGCUGCAUCUAUUUCCCUUCUUUCUUUUUUUUUCCCCUUUUUGAUUGACACUUUUGACUGCUUAAUGUUUACCAUAUUACAGUCAAUAUUUUUGUUUGGCCAUGUAGUCACAGAAGCAACUACACCACGCAGAUGCUGAACAUUUUCAAUAUUAGUGUCUUGGUAUAGAAGCCAGAACAUUUGUCUGGUCUCUCUGCUAAUUUCUUCAACUAACCACCAAACUAUUUCUGAAAAACAAUGUCAGUGAUGCAACCAGCUAUUUAAACAUUUAAACAUUAUCUUUUCAAGCCAACUCAUCAUCUUUCACUACCAUAAUUCUGUCUUAGAGUUAUAAAAGCAAAGAAAUGAGAAGAUGUUUGAUUCAAUAAAAUACAUUCAUGUUACAUGUUGGGUGUCAUCUUUUUCCUCUGCAAAAAAUGUUGUUCAUGAUAGAAUAUUCUGACAUUUAUUUAUAUUCACUUCAGCAAUAUAGUUUUAUUGGAUAUCCAAUUUGAAAGUCUGAUUUGAUACCUUAUGCUUGACUUUCAUUCCUUCUGUCUUACAGAUUCUUACAAAACAACAAUCUGACUGGGCACAUACCUGACAGCCUCAUUGGGAGAAAAGAAUUGAACCUUACGACUUCCCCCGGAAAUCCCUUCUUGAGCAGAUAGGGAGAUGCAUCCAGAGGUAACUCAUGCAGCUGCCUAUCAACAAGUUGUGUCCAGAUUCUGUUGUGUCUAUAUGAAAUCCAUAACAAGUUCAAAAGAUUUUGAUUGGAAAAUUUUACUGAGUUUUGCUGUUAUCAUCUCUUCACCAUGGAAGUUGUAAUGCUUUCGGUUCUCUUGUUGUAUACUUGCAUAGACUGCACAUGGUUGUAUACUUACAUGGUUGUAUACUUACAUGUUUCUCCAUAUAUGGUCUGUAUGAUAUUGAAUUUACUUGAAUACCAAAUCAUGCUUGUAAAUCAAGUUACUCCCACAUUUAUUCUAAUAUUAUACGCAUCGUUUUCUCGAUUCUUC